Anopheles bellator is the source of this 1395-nucleotide messenger RNA. RefSeq names its product neurogenic protein big brain-like. The record is from RefSeq and is a predicted model, not a curated record. Bases 202 to 1395 code for a protein of 397 amino acids. Gene Ontology annotation, molecular function: water channel activity. NCBI's taxonomy places the organism in Eukaryota, Metazoa, Arthropoda, Insecta, Diptera, Culicidae. Gene Ontology annotation, biological process: transmembrane transport. Gene Ontology annotation, cellular component: plasma membrane. The transcript has 3 exons.
GUGCCCGGUUAUCAGGGCAAUCUGCAGGCCGCCGUUUCCCACAGCUCGGCGCUGGCCGCCUGGGAGCGUUUCGGCGUCGAGUUCAUCCUGACGUUCAUCGUCGUCCUGUCGUACCUGAUCUCGACCAGCUCGUUCAAGAAGUAUUUCGGCUCGUCCGCCAUCGCCAUCGGGGCCACUUACAGUGCCUGCAGCUUCGUAUCGAUGCCGUACCUGAAUCCGGCCCGCUCGCUCGGACCAUCGUUUGUGCUGAACAAAUGGGACAACCACUGGGUGUACUGGCUCGGGCCGAUGGUUGGCGGGGCCGUAUCCGGGCUGCUGCAUGAGUUUAUCUUCUGCCCGAAGCGCUCGCUGAGCCGCUCGAAGGACGACGCCGACUCCAGCCUCAACUCGGAGGAUGACAUCAACUACGACAUGGACCUGGAGAAGCCGGCGCACCAGCAGGGCAAGUACCACCAGUACCGGGCGCCGAGCGGGACACUGUCCGGUAGCCAGCAGCGGUACUGCCAGAGCAUCUACACCGCGGAGCCCACGUCGAAGGUUGAGCGCGUGGAGUCGAUCUACGGCGGGACCAAGUCGAUGUACUGCAAAUCUCCGCCACUGACGCGUGCCAACCUCAACCGCUCGCAGUCGGUGUACGCCAAGAGCAACACGGCCCUGAAUCGAGACUUGCCGGCCCGCUCGGGGCCGCUGGUGCCGGCCCAAAGCCUGUAUCCUUUGCGCGUCACCGCACCCCAGACGCAUCUGCAGAACCAAAACGUCCAGAACCAGCUCCAACAGCGCUCGGACAGUAUCUACGGGAUCCGAGGUUCCAUGCGGCAACCGGUCGGCCCGUCGGAUCGGAUGCCCCAGCCGAUGCCAUCGCACCCACCCGUGGGCGGAACCGUAGAGCAACAGGGCUUCCAGCCGAUCUACGGGACGCGCAACAAUCCUCACUGUUCCACCGAUGCGCUCAAGUUCGACCGCGACCCGAAUAGCCGUGACGACGCGCUGAACUCCAAGUUCGCCCGCGGCACCGGCGGAAAUCGUCCGGAAUCGAUGUACGGUGGACCACGGCGUAUUCACUCGGCCCAAUCGGAUGACAGCUCGUACGGAUCCUACCACGGUCCUGGGCCGGCUCUAACCCCACCGACGCGCAACACCAGCAACAGCAGUAGCACCUUCAACCCCACCAUGGCCACACUGCCGCAGCCCAGCUACGAACGGAAAACGUCCUCGUCCUCGUCGGCCACUCAUCAGCAACAGAAGCAUCAGCAGCAGCAACUCCAGCAACAUCAGCAGCAACCGCAGCCACCUCGCAGUCUGCAGAACUCUUCCAGCAUACAGAACACUAGCCUGCCGCCACCGCCGCUGCACCACACGAUGGCCUACACCAUGCAUCCGGUGCGGCAGAACUAG